Messenger RNA from Spirometra erinaceieuropaei, 1578 nucleotides. The record is from the annotation of a GenBank genome assembly. NCBI's taxonomy places the organism in Eukaryota, Metazoa, Platyhelminthes, Cestoda, Diphyllobothriidea, Diphyllobothriidae.
AUGCCACUUCAAGUCAUUCCAAAGAUCUGCUCUGUACUCAUAGUCGGCCUCUCCGCACUUUGCGCCGUUGCUCCCAUUUCCCAUACACCUACUGUAUACUUGGAACCUGAGGAAGUAAAGACCAUCGCCCUUACUCCCAUCCAUCCUUAUAUAGUGUGUCUUCAUGAACAGAAUUGGCUAGUGUGGAUCCACCGUUCUUUUCAAACCCACUUCUUUGUAAUUAACUCGACAGCUAACUUCUUCUCUGUUCGUGUCUAUUACGGGCUUAAUGAGGAUGAUCUUCGCAGUCGAGCACCAUGGUUACGUUUUCCCGAGGAAUCGCCGACUUCCGAUCUCUCUACGUUCACUGUAUUUACCAGCGACCUUGGUCCUCCUGAGUACGUCGAAACUCAUUCCAACGGUCGCAUUCCACUAACUGGAGCAUAUUCGCGUUGUGUUGCCCUGUUGCCUUUGCGGAGUCAAGGUCAGCACCACUCCGUUUUCGAAAUUUCCUUCACUUCUGACUUGGAUUUUGGACGCGUCCUCCGACUCCUUCUUGGUCUCGUAAUAUACUUUUGUGCGCCAUGCCUGUGCGGAAAUAUCCUCUUCUACUACUGCUCCGGUGUCAGCAUGUCAAUUCUUGCAAGCUUCCUCAUCCUGCUCUUUCUGGUCUUCCGACUGCUGCCGAAGCGGUCGAGCCUCGUGCUUCAGGGUCUGGUUGUGUUUGGCGGUGGUGCCAUGAGCAUGCUGCUAUUCUGCUUGGGUCAUCUGCGCAAUGUAGUUGUCAAUUUUAUUUCAUCCAACUUGUCCCUCUUUGUUGCCUACGCGCUAAUUGUAGCAUUGUUCAGCACUGCCAUCUUGUACUGGUUUAGUCUACCAGAGACCCUUUUGGAGCGCUUCCCUCGCACUCAAAGCCUCCUUAACCUUUCUCUGCGUGCUCUUGGCGUUGCGCUCAUAACCUCUGCUCCCCAGCUGCCAAGCGAGUCCCACCGUUUACGUCAGCUGCUGCACGAGGGCAACCGCUGGGUGGAGGAAAAGUUUAGCGUGGAUUGUGAUAAGCUGAUCUCUCCCUUUAUGCCGCCCUCCUAUAUUGCAACGCGUUUGCUGUUUGCAAUCUUUGUUGCCUUCGUUUUGCAUGCGGUAAUCUACUUCUUCCGGUCCUCUGACACAACGAUUGGACGAAGGGAUUUCGCUAGUGGUCGGCGUCGCCGACAAAGAUGGCGAGGGGAUAACAUUUUGCCGCCGGUACCCUGUGCGGCCUCUUCUCCGGCGUCCCCCGGCUGGCAUCCUGCCUAUACACCAGUAAGUUACUACAACGACGAAUUCGGGGAGGAGGCGGAGGAAGGAGAAUACAAAUUACGGCUAAACGGAUCACAUACCUCCUGGAAGUCGCCCCAUAUCUAUAUGCCAACGCCAUUACGACAACAGUACUAUCCCGUGGAUUUUGGCGGCCAGAGAAUGAUGUCACCCAUUUUGCCUUCUAAGUCACCCUACACCGGAUAUCCGAGUGCACGCAACAAACAUUCCUAUUACCGGUCUAGGUCGUCGCCUAGAGCGGCAGCAUGUGCGGAACUUCUAACAGAUGACGAAGGAGAUUAA